GUUGUGUGUGUUUGCGUGGGGAGCACGCCGACGUCGACACUUGCGGGGUAUAAACCGCACAAAACCGCGGACGGACGUGCGUUAGAUACACGUCGGGAUAAAUGGAGAGAAUCUGUCCCGCAAGUACCGAGGAAGAGUGAGUGCACUCCCAUUUUAGCGAAGGCCAGGCGGAAGGGCAGCAAUCGGGUCAACAAGCAACCAAAUAAGACGACGGCACACGAGUCUGCAUCGAGCUUAACCGACGGAUGUGUGCAUUUCUGCCAUCCGCACUGGGCGGAAGAUAGAGAGGGCAGCUGUCAAUCAUACUGCCCUGCUGAGUCAGGCGCUGUGACAGCUUCAUUGCUGUCGGAUUAGCCUCACUACACCAGGAAAAAGUGGAUCCUCGGUGUUGUAGUCGUAGCUGCGAAGCCUCUCGCUCUCCCAUUUCAGCUCUAGUUUGUGCUCGACGUAGUGUAUACAGGCACAUUCGCUGCAUAUUCCCGCUGGAUGCUAGCCCGUCCAACUUCCAGCCUUAGAUGGAGACAUACCUUUGGCCGUAGAGGAUUGUUGGGCUGUCUGGUGAAGCAAACCCGCCAUGCGUGAAUACAAGCUAGUGGUGUUAGGCUCUGGAGGUGUGGGCAAGUCCGCUCUGACAGUUCAGUUUGUACAGGGAAUCUUUGUGGAAAAAUAUGACCCUACAAUAGAAGACUCGUACAGAAAGCAAGUGGAGGUAGAUGGGCAGCAAUGUAUGCUUGAAAUUCUCGACACAGCAGGCACAGAGCAGUUCACAGCAAUGAGGGACUUGUACAUGAAGAACGGCCAAGGCUUCGCCCUGGUAUACUCCAUCACAGCACAGUCCACCUUCAAUGACCUCCAGGACCUGAGAGAACAGAUUCUACGAGUAAAGGACACCGAGGAUGUGCCGAUGAUCCUGGUGGGGAAUAAGUGCGACUUGGAGGAUGAGCGUGUGGUGGGGAAAGAGCAGGGCCAGAACCUGGCCAGACAGUGGAACCACUGUGCCUUUUUAGAGUCCUCUGCUAAGUCAAAGAUCAAUGUCCUCGAUAUCUUCUAUGACCUGGUCAGACAGAUAAAUAGGAAAACGCCAGUGGAAAAGAAGAAGGCGAAAAAGAAAUCCAACUGUGUCCUGCUUUAAAGACCCCCACCCUCUCCUGCCCCUGCAGCAGCUCUGAGCCAGAAAUGCUGUAAUGAAGAACUGUUGCCCUGAUUGGAACGUGCCAGCCUUCCAACAGCCCCACCCUCCCCUCCCUCCAUCAGCCAUAAAUGGUGAAUCAGCUGACUGAACUGCUCCUAUCAAAGACCAGGAUGAUCUACACGAGAGAGAGAUGGAGAGAGUAAAGAGAGAGAGAGAGUAAGAGAGAGAGAAGACUCUGGUCUCUCGCCUCCGAGGACCUUCCUCUGUGUCUCAGUUUCAGUGUGUGAACCCUGAAUGGACAGUCUCCAUUUCUGCACCAACAAACAACACCACAAACUUAUGUUGAUGAUGAUAAAAGCCUCUGAACGUAUAAAAGUGUCCAUGAGCCGCCUAAACGGCCAGAGAGCAGCCCCCCUCCCCUUAUUUUUUAGUUUUUGACAGUUUAACAAAAAGAAAAAUAACAGCGUUUAAAGAAGGAAAACAAAGUUAGAACUUGGAUUCAGUAUUUUUCAUCUUUUUCAAUAUCAAUAUUGUAUUUGAAAGACAUGGAAGUUGACCUCUUUUUAGUUGUAUGAUUAUAAAUAUUCUUCAAAAAUGAGCAUGAAAAAAAAUGCAUCAGUUAUUAAGUGUAGAUGUUUUCAAGUGAAAUCAAGUGGAAAAGUGAGAAUUCUUUUAUAGCCAUACACCUAUUCUCCAUGCCUGUCAUGUCAGUGAUGAUAGAUCAAGGUCUAUAAUAUGUAUUAUUAUUUUUAUUAUAUAUUUUUUUCUUUGUUCGCCCUGUUGUUCAUCAUGGACUUCUCUUCUGCAAAUAUCUCUCUCUGAUGUGACUUAAUUUUAUACUCAGUCACUGGGAUUUCAUAGCUCCCAUAAUAUAUUCUAAUGCCAUUUUUUGCAUAAUAAUGCUUCAGAAAAAAAUGGGUCUUUUAUAGAAGAAAUAUGGGGAAAAAUAAGGAUUGAUUUCUAUGUCUCUUGAAGCUGAAAUAUAUUAUACUAAACCAACUCUAAUAAUGCUUCUUGUGUUUUUCUGUCAAUGAUGUUCCAGCUUUUAUGGAUUAUUAAAGUACAUUUUAGUACAUUUUCAUUA
This is a messenger RNA of Morone saxatilis (striped sea-bass), 2216 nucleotides long. RefSeq names its product ras-related protein Rap-1A-like. The transcript has 9 exons. The record is from RefSeq and is a predicted model, not a curated record. Bases 575 to 1132 code for a protein of 185 amino acids. Gene Ontology annotation, molecular function: GDP binding; GTPase activity; GTP binding. Gene Ontology annotation, biological process: Rap protein signal transduction; cellular response to cAMP; negative regulation of synaptic vesicle exocytosis. NCBI's taxonomy places the organism in Eukaryota, Metazoa, Chordata, Actinopteri, Moronidae. Gene Ontology annotation, cellular component: plasma membrane.